Ogataea philodendri is the source of this 2271-nucleotide messenger RNA. RefSeq lists its product as uncharacterized. The coding region runs from base 1 to 2271 and encodes 756 amino acids. Gene Ontology annotation, biological process: telomere maintenance via telomerase. Gene Ontology annotation, cellular component: telomerase catalytic core complex. Gene Ontology annotation, molecular function: telomeric repeat DNA binding; telomerase RNA binding. The record is from RefSeq and is a predicted model, not a curated record. The transcript has a single exon. NCBI's taxonomy places the organism in Eukaryota, Fungi, Ascomycota, Pichiomycetes, Pichiales, Pichiaceae.
AUGGCAAAUCAUGGAUCGAAGAUUACAGUCACCAGAGUCUCAGAUCUCAAAGUCCCUGUCCAGCUGAUUUAUCAGGACUGCUCCCAUGAAGAGCUGAUAGAUGAUCUCAUCAGAUACCUCGCAAAUACGCGCUCUAAAAACAUUCUGCUGCAUGGAGUUGUCGAUGGUGACCGUCUGGAUGUCUCAAACUCGUUUGCAUUUGCUGGUCCCAACGCUGGGACCAAUUUAUUGAAAACCCCAGAAUUCAGACUAAUCUGUACUCUUGUUGGAAGGAGCGCGUUUCUCGACCUGAUUAUCAAUUAUCUAGCGCAAUUGGACAAUCAGUUCUUAUGGGGGCAAACAAAUGAGUCGUACUACAAGAUCAAAUCGAAGUCGUUUCAGCUUAAGUUGAACAAGAUGCUCUACAGUGAGAUCUGGUCGUUGCAUCGAUACGACCCAUUACCAGCGUUUGUGCCAUUGCUUGAACAGAUCUUCAAUGUACCAAAAAAACAUCAUCUUAAACUAAGACCUUUUCUGGAAGAGCUAAGAACCAACCAUGUCAAACGUCAAAGAGAAUACCCGUACAUUUUGGACUCUGUAUGUCCGGAACCAAAAAAUGCAAACUCCAACAUUGAUUAUGCAGUUGACAAAAAGGAUGUGAUCCGAUUUCUCGUAAUCUUAUUAGAGAAGAUCAUGCCUUUGGGGCUUUUUGGGUCCAAACACAACAAGUCUGUUCUGUUCACCAAAAUAGCUCGCGUACUCAGUUGCAACAAAAAAGAUGUUAUUUCCAUUUACGAUCUUAGCAAGAACUUCAAGCUGAAUGACAUUCCGUGGAUAAAUCAAGGCCGGAAACUGAACAAGAUGGAAUUUGAAAGAGCACAGAUAAUGUGGUACCAAUUUAUGGACUGGUUCUUCCAUACAAUUGUCUUCAAACUGGUAGCUGCUUUUUUCCACGUCACCGAUAUGUCUCAAUCCUUCCGCUUGCUCUACUAUAGACACCACACUUGGCAUAGAAUUUCCAAACAAUUCAAGGAUAGAUACUUCAACAAGUUCUUACUGAAGUCACAAAGGGCGCGCAACAGCCAUGAGACUUUUACACAAAACCAGGAUUUCAUAGGAAGUUUAAGACUGCUACCAAAACCUCACGAUCUCAGAUUUAUCGCGAUGCCAUUCAAGGGAGUCGGCAAAGGAGUAUUUGAACGCAUGAAUAUUCAUCGGAACGAGGUGCUGAUAGCCAAUAUGAUUCUUUCAAGCAAGCGAAACGUGAAGGGCAUCAAGUCGGUAGGCGAGCUUCCGGAAAAGCUAACAGCGUAUGGCAAAAAGGUUUCUGGACCAGUAUUUGCAUUGAAAUUUGAUAUCAAACAAGCGUAUGAUACACUUCCGAGAGAUCUGCUGGUAUCCCUCAUUGAAAGCAUGUUUGAGAACGAACUCUCAACUUCAUCAUAUACAAUAAAUCGGUAUUACCUGCUCAACAGGCCGAAUUCAUUGGGAGAGCGCAAACGAAGAAAGAUUACAAUUCUGGAUGGAUCCGAGAAGGACUUUGGUAGUAAGCAGAUCGUGCAGGCGAAUUCUCCUGUGGUGUUGAAUAAGAAUGAAGUUUUGAGAAUCAUCAAGUGUCAAUUAGAGCACUCGGCAAUCUUUUCAUCGUUCACCACUUUCCACAGAAAGAGAGGAGUCUUUCAAGGGUUCCCUUUAUCAGGAAUCUUUUGUGAGAUUGUCUAUGACAAGGUGGUGGAGUAUCUUGAAUCAAUUGGGUCUGAAGACGUGAAUGUCAUCAGAUUAGCUGACGAUUUUCUUGUGCUAUCAACCAAGAAAGAAACAAUCACAAAAUACAGCGAACUGAUCAGUAAACCAAUUCCUGGGUUCAAUAUCAGUGUCAACCGAGAAAAAAGUCUAUUCUCAGACGAUAGGGUUGAUUUCCUGGGAACCACAAUUUAUCUGGACAAUCUAACAGUCACGAGAAACCUUCGCUCGUACGAUCUAUCCACGAUCAAUGUUUCCUCUUUCAAAGCAAUGUAUUCAGUUCUUACGCAACAUUACAAAGUUGCAAUCAGCUCUGGAUUCUUUGACUCAACUGUCAAUAGCGAAGAGAUUAUCAGGCAAAACAUAUCCACACUCAUUGAGUCAAUACAGCUGCGAUUCGCAAGGUCCCAAAGACUUGUAUCGAAAUUAGACAAGUUCAGUAUCAGCCACUACACCACGUUCCAAAACACCUUUAAACGUUCACUGGUGAACAAAUUAGGUCAACAAUACGCAUCAUAUAUCGACAGUCUAUAUCCAACUAGAGAUUGA